Gymnodraco acuticeps is the source of this 897-nucleotide messenger RNA. RefSeq names its product testis expressed metallothionein like protein (gene tesmin). Gene Ontology annotation, biological process: regulation of DNA-templated transcription. Lineage: Eukaryota; Metazoa; Chordata; Actinopteri; Perciformes; Bathydraconidae. Gene Ontology annotation, cellular component: nucleus. The transcript has 10 exons. The record is from RefSeq and is a predicted model, not a curated record. Bases 1 to 897 code for a protein of 298 amino acids.
AUGCCGGGAGACAUACACAACAUCUGUGUGCCUCAGGCCAUGGACCAGCAGCAGUUUCAGGAGGGACUGGCUGAAGAUACACAGCCUGUGGUGUGCAAUGUGAGUGGGGAUGGACAGAUGGUGCUGGUGAACCCCAGUGAGCCGGUGUAUCUCACACUGAGUUCUGCACCAACACACAGAGAAGAAGACGUGAGUGUGGUCCGGACUACAAGGCAGCCUCCCCACUACCAUCAGGCAGCCUAUACCCUGUCUGGUCAGACCUCCAACAUGCAGCCUCAAGCCCCCCCAGCACAGACUGCUGGAGCUUUGUGUGAGCUGAGGUCCAGGAAACCCUGCCACUGCACCAGAUCCCAGUGCCUCAAACUCUACUGUGAGUGUUUUGCUAAUGGACUGAUGUGCAGCAACUGUGACUGCUCUAACUGCCACAACAAUGCAGAGCAUGUCACAAAGCGUCAAAAAGCCAUUAAGUCAUGUUUAGGUCGGAACCCAGACGCCUUCAGGUCUAAGAUCGCUGCCGGGCCGUCAGGAGAGGUCAAAGGUUGGCACAACAAAGGCUGCCACUGUAAACGCUCGGGUUGCCUGAAGAACUACUGCGAGUGCUAUGAGGCCAACAUCAUGUGCACCUCCAGCUGUAAAUGUGUGGGUUGCAGGAACUAUUAUUUUGAUGACUCAGAGAUGGGUCCGAAGGAGAGCAGCGUCAGUGUGGAGGACAGGGGCUCUUUAUCUGUGAUAACCCCUGCUGUGGUGGAGGCUGUGUGCGGCUGUAUGCUGGCCCAGGCGGAGGGGGCAGAGAGCGGGGCCCUGAGCCCCCCCCAGGCUGAGCGCAUGGUACUGGUGGAGUUCGGACACUGCCUCUCACAAAUCGUCAAGGCUAUGUUCAAGAACAAUUCAGACUGA